Theileria equi strain WA is the source of this 1242-nucleotide messenger RNA. RefSeq lists its product as hypothetical. The transcript is spliced from 3 exons. Lineage: Eukaryota; Apicomplexa; Aconoidasida; Piroplasmida; Theileriidae. The record is from RefSeq and is a predicted model, not a curated record. Bases 1 to 1242 code for a protein of 413 amino acids.
AUGGAACCUCUGCAACGGCUGUCUUUAGACAGCAGUGUGUCGGCAGUACUAGAAACUCUGGGCGACACCCAAAACCUACGCGUAGCGCUUCUUCCGUCGCAUUUUUCCAGGAGAUUAGUCAAAGAGAGCGUGGAUGAUGGGACUAGCAGCAUUUUGGCGUCCCUGGAGAAGCCUCUUCUGGUCGAUCUUCCGCUGAGGAACUUGCUCUAUGAAUCUCGCCAAGUACAGCGUCUGUACUACGAACUGGACACUAAGAAGGAAGAUUUGUACGGAAAAUCUGCGAAAAUAAUGAAUUCACUCCUCCUACUCGAUCCCAUACGACUAUCGCAAUCAAUGGCAGUACACAUGAAUUCUGCGCAAAAGCAGUUGCUGAUGAAGUGUUUUGUGCCGAAAAUCUGGGUCAUAUUCCUCAGAUUGGUCAGUCUAGACGUCGGCUCAAAGCUGAGGGAGCUCUACUCCAAUACCGUGAAACGUAUCGUUGACGACUAUUUCCUGCGGGAUAUGGAACGUUUACAGCUACGCCUCGUUGAGAUGGUUCUUAGCAUGAAGAAUUGUGAUCCUAGAGGGUAUACGCUGGAAGAUAUCGAGCGCAAUAUCCUCCAUGGUUGUAGAGAGAUCCUCCUGCAUAUACAGCAAAUGAGAGACAUUUGGGGAAGUUCAGUGGAUCAGUUUCCAUUGCUAAACGAGCUCAUUCCUUACCUGGAAAAGUGUGUCACUCAUGUGCAAAAUCUAAUCGAUCCGCAGCCAGCAACAGAUGGUGGCCAGGAAGGCGCACAAGAACAAAGGGUCGCUAAUGUCAAGCUCAUAGAAGACUCAUGCAAAGCUAUUGUUGCGGUAGCUUCCAAGGCUUCUACGUUAUUGAGUCUUAUAAAGCUCAAGCUCUUGGAGGAAAGGGAACAAGUUUUCAACAAACCCGGAGCAUUUGCAUUGCUAAAAGGUGAUGUUUUGAGACGUGGAAUAUUAGGGGCAUCCCUGGAAGAAUACGAAGCAGUACCACUCUUGAUACUUUCGCAUUGUCUGGGUGCCUAUAGCAUUCGUGAGUGGACACUGCGGUUUAUAGUAGAACGUAUGCAUAAUGAAGUUUCUAGUUUUACGAAGAGUGAAAGCGAAUCAAAUUCAUACGGUGCAUGCGAAUCCGCAUACUUCCGUACUGCAGGGCAAGUAGAGCCCUGCAUUAAAGACUAUCUAAGUAUAUUACCAAAGGACGUAAAGGAAUAUUUAAAAGAGUUGAUUAAUUCCUAA